AUGCCGAUUGGAAACUGCAGCGCUGCCCUUACGACAACAUUCUGCAGAGAACUGCCCUAUGCAACAUGCGCACAACAACUCCUCUCAGGAGGCAACGCACACUGUUCGACUCGCACCAGCCACCUCGAGCCACUAACAAUCAUCGAUGACGGCGUUAUUAUUCUCAAUGACGGAACAGCUACGGCCAAUGGACAACUGGUAACUGGAACGUUCCUCGUUACAUUCGACGAGGAGGUAAAAGUAAACAACACCUUAUACCGAAACUUGAAGAGCUACGUAAAAAAAUUCCCAGCACCCGCUGCAUCAACGGUCCUUAACAUUACAGACCAUCAGGAAAUACUGAGUUUACCAUAUUUACAGAAAUUAAACAUAGAAAACCUACGAUACAUUGGCGAAAUGGAAAAGAGACUGGAAAACCGGCCUAUAAUAUCUGGAGUGGCCGCGUUCGCUUUCUUCGCCAUCUGCUUUAUCAUUUUCAAGCUCUACCAAAGACGCCAGCGAGUUCGUCGCCAGCAUGACCUUCAAGUUAUUAUUGACGGUUUCAAGAAGUCCGAGGACGUCCUUCAUCUAAGCGGGGGAGGAGUUAACACGGUCACCCGGCAACAGAGAAGUUGCCAAACUGAUCACGCGUAG
Drosophila rhopaloa is the source of this 633-nucleotide messenger RNA. RefSeq lists its product as uncharacterized. The transcript has a single exon. Bases 1 to 633 code for a protein of 210 amino acids. NCBI's taxonomy places the organism in Eukaryota, Metazoa, Arthropoda, Insecta, Diptera, Drosophilidae. The record is from RefSeq and is a predicted model, not a curated record.